AGUCAAUACUUAGAAGCUUAAAAAGAGAGAGAGAGAGAGAGAUACAAGAAUUACGUAUACGGCGUAGGAUGAGGUGAAACAGAGGAGAAAGAAGUGUGAGCCUGUUUAGGGCUCCAAAGGUCAAACAAAAAACAUAACCGGUGGCGCCGGUCUAUGGUUGUGAUGGGGUUUUGAAGUUGUCCCAGAGGAACAGUGAGAAUCUUUUGAAGGAUUUGUGCGGAUUGCCAUUUCUAGCUUUUCUUCUGAGCUUUUGGUGCAAGGAAAAUGGCGCAACGUUCACAUGUACCUAAGUUUGGAAAUUGGGAAAGUGAAGAGAAUGUCCCAUAUACGGCCUAUUUUGACAAGGCAAGGAAGGGCAGGAGUGGGUCGCCAAUGACAAAUCCAAAUGACCCUCAAGAAUAUGCAAAUGCAAUUUCUGGUGACAAGUCUCCAGCUCGAGCUCCUGUAUUAAAGACUGGAGCUGAACCUGAGGCAGCAGUGAUACCAGGAGUACGGCCAAAUCAUGAGCGCCGAUCAAGCAGGGAAGAUGGUGACCUUAGGCGAUCAAGUGAUUCUCCAGCUCGCUAUGAUAAUGUAGUACGAAAAACUGGCGACUCCAGGACUGGCAGGAAAAGUGGUGGUUCAAGCAUUGAACAGUCACCCAUCCAUCCCCAGCAAGCAAGAGUUUCAGGCAAAGGGACUGGGGUAUCUUCACCCUCCUGGGAAAGAAAGGGUUCAUCUGAACAUAACCAUGGCUUAGCUCCCUCAACCCCUGUGAGAUCGCGACUGAGAACGGCUACCCGAGGAGAUGAAACUCUUGAUAAAGGGGCUGCUGUACCAAAAUUUGGUGAAUGGGAUGAGAAAGAUCCAGCAUCGGCUGAUGGGUAUACUCACAUCUUCAAUAUAGUGAGGGAGGAGAGGCUGGGUGGUGGUGGGUCAGGAAAGGUACCAGUAGUGCCAAGUUCUUCCAAUGGUUAUCGGCAGGACAACAAUAAUGAUUCUACUGCUGCUUGCUGCUUUGGGUGGUGCAGAAAAUGAUGUUUUCUUUGUCAGUGGUUGAAUAUAGCAUGUUUGGAACUGUGAAUAGCUCCGAAGGGUGUCUAUAGAGUUUAGACAGUGCAUUCUUUCACCAUACUAGUGAGCUUACUGUGAUGAUAAACAUGAGAGUUAUCUGGGGAAAGCAUUUCCUUAUCUGUACUUCUUUUUACCCCUGUUUUUCCUACUCUUUUUUAUAUUUCUCACUUCUUCCUGUGUACCUCAAUGCCUUCUUCACCUUCUAAUUUGCCAAUUAAAUUUGGUAAGAGACCACAUAUAAAAAUUUGUUUAUUCUCUUCCAAA
Messenger RNA from Macadamia integrifolia, 1317 nucleotides. Its product is annotated as RPM1-interacting protein 4-like. Lineage: Eukaryota; Viridiplantae; Streptophyta; Magnoliopsida; Proteales; Proteaceae. The record is from RefSeq and is a predicted model, not a curated record. Bases 265 to 1017 code for a protein of 250 amino acids. The transcript is spliced from 5 exons.